Messenger RNA from Myripristis murdjan (pinecone soldierfish), 603 nucleotides. RefSeq names its product hes family bHLH transcription factor 2, tandem duplicate 1 (gene hes2.1). The coding region runs from base 1 to 603 and encodes 200 amino acids. Gene Ontology annotation, molecular function: protein dimerization activity. The record is from RefSeq and is a predicted model, not a curated record. The transcript is spliced from 3 exons. Lineage: Eukaryota; Metazoa; Chordata; Actinopteri; Holocentriformes; Holocentridae.
AUGAGUCCCAGCAUCACACCAGAGGCAACUAAGCCUUUCCCUGCCAGGUCCACCGUGGCCCAGAGAAAACAAGCCAACGAACUGAGAAAGACUCUGAAACCUUUGCUUGAAAAGAGAAGACGUGCUCGCAUCAAUGACAGUCUUGGACAUUUGAAGAGCCUGAUUCUGCCUCUCGUCGGCAAAGACAACGCCCGCUACUCCAAGCUGGAGAAAGCUGAUAUUCUGGAGAUGACCGUCCGGUUCCUCAGAGAUCUCCCCUCCACCCCAGUCAAAAAUUCCGCAGACAGUUACAAGGAGGGCUACAAAGCCUGCCUCCAGCGCGUCUCCGCUCUGCUUCCCAAAUCGAGCCUGGACCAAGACGCCUGUCAGCGGGUGAACGACUUCAUCCAACAGUCUAUGUCUGCCACCAUCACCCCGACCUGCCUGAACUGCUGCGCCCAGAGCUCCAGGACUUUCCCUCAGAUCCAACAGAGACUCCUGAGCCUCAAGUCCAGCUUCAGCUCCAGGCUGGAGAGCCAGAGCCACAGCAGCAGCGGUGCGGCUCCCAGCCGAGCGCAGCCGGGGCCACAAGCUGCCAACACUGGCAUGUGGAGGCCCUGGUAG